Molecule: messenger RNA, 2764 nt
Organism: Erinaceus europaeus (western European hedgehog)
Lineage: Eukaryota; Metazoa; Chordata; Mammalia; Eulipotyphla; Erinaceidae
Gene: GAL3ST2
Product: galactose-3-O-sulfotransferase 2
Exons: 3
Coding region: 940-2130 (396 amino acids)
Biological process (GO): glycolipid biosynthetic process; glycoprotein biosynthetic process
Cellular component (GO): membrane
Molecular function (GO): galactosylceramide sulfotransferase activity
Source: RefSeq, a predicted model, not a curated record
UUAACCCACUGUGCUACCACCUGACUCCCACUCCUCCACAUAUAUACAGCAUUGUACCUAGUACCCACUACCCAGAGCCUAUCACUCAGAGCCCAGGACCCAAAACCCAGAGUCAACCCAGCAUCCAGUACGCUGAAUGACUACUGAGAAGGGACAUGAAGUUCUGUGUCUGCCACCCCACAGAGAUGUCCCCACCCAGAGCUGGCUCCCAUGUCCCCACCUCUGCUCUCAGUGCAACCAGCAGGAACAAUGAUGCUGGGGUCCGGGAGCAAGGCCCCCACCCCCUACUGUCCCUGUGCAGCCAGAGGCCACUGCUGGUCUGAGGCUGGGGCUGUGAGGAGCCGUGCACUGGGCAUCAGGCUGCCUCCAUUCCAGACAAGCACUGCAGUGCCAGCUUACAACUCACUGACUGACUGACUGGUUUUGCUGCCAGGGUAUUUGCUGGGGCUCAGUGCCUGCAUGGUGACUCCACUAUUCCUGGUGGCUAUUUAUUUUAUUUUCCUGGAUAGAGGACAAAGCAGAGAGAGAGAGAGAAGAGGAGAGAAGAGAGGAGAGAGAGACAUCUGCUACACUGAUCUGCUCAUGAAGUGUCCCUCCUGCAGUUGGGGACUGGGGGCUUGAACCUGGGGUACUUGCACAGUAACGUGUGCACUCUACUGGGUACACUAGUACCCGCCCCCUGAAUUUUUCCUGUUGUUGCUGGGUGUCACUCCUCUAGGCUAGCCUUUUCAGAUGCAAAGAGAGACAGAGAGUGAGAUGCACCACACUCCAGAACUUCCUUGGUGCUGUGGUGAUUCCAUGUGCGUGACUGGGUGUCCUGCACCCCAGACAUGGCCCACUGCAGCCACGGGAUGCCCACUGCAGCAUGAAGGGGGAGGGGCUGUGGCAGAAGCAGGAGUGGGGUGGGCCUCAGUGUCCCCUGCUGCACUGGCCUGACAGAUGCCUGCCUGCAGGUGCUUCCAAGCCGUCCUGGUCCUGCUGGCUGUAGCCGUGACCAUGCUACUGGCCAUCCUCCUGAGCUUGGAUGGCUGGCUGCCCACACCCCUGCUGGGGGUCCGGGAGGAGGGCCCACCGGUCACCAACGUCAUGUUCCUCAAGACGCACAAGACGGCCAGCAGCACCGUGCUCAAUGUCCUCUUCCGCUUCGCCGAGACGCACAACCUGUCUGUCGCGCUGCCCGCGGGCGCGAGCUUCCACCUGGGCUACCCCUGGCUCUUCCUGGCGCGCUACGUGGAGGGCGCGGGGGGCGCGGGGCGCGGGGCGCGCUUCAACGUCAUGUGCAACCACCUGCGCUUCCACCUGCCUGAGGUGCAGAAGGUCAUGCCCAAUGACACCUUCUACUUCUCCAUCGUCAGGGACCCGGUGGCCCAGCUGGAGUCAUCCUUCGCCUACUACCGCGCCGCCGUGCCGGCCUUCUGGGCGGCGGGCAGCCUGGAGGCCUUCUUGGAGGCGCCUCGUACCUUCUACCAGCCGGGCCUGACGCUGCAGAACGUGCACGCGCGCAACAACAUGUGGUUCGACCUGGGCUUCGACCCGGACGCGCCGGCCGACGACGAGGGGUACGUGCGCGCGCGCCUGGCCGAGGUGGCGCGCCGCUUCCAGCUGGUGCUCAUCGCAGAGCACUUCGACGAGUCCAUGGUGCUGCUGCGGCGCCUGCUGCGCUGGCAGCUGGACGACGUGGUGGCCUUCCGGCUGAACGCGCGCAGCCCCCACACCGUGGCCCGCCUGUCGCCCGCCGCCCGGGAGCGCGCGCGGGGCUGGAGCGCGCUCGACUGGCGCCUGUACCAGCACUUCAACCGCAGCUUCUGGGCGCGCGCGCGAGCCGAGCUGGGGCCCGGGCGGCUGCGAGCGGACGUGGAGCGGCUGCGCGCACGGAGGCGCGAGCUGGGGGCGCGCUGCCUGCAGGAGGGGGAGCCCCCCGGGCCCACGCGCGCGCCCGACCCCUUGCUGCGCCCCUACCAGUCUGGCGGGGCGCACAUCCUGGGCUACAGCCUGCGGCGCGACCUGGACCCCACCACCCUGCGCCUGUGCGAGCGCCUGGCCAUGCCGGAGCUGCAGUACACUGCCCGCCUGUAUGCGCGUCAGUUCCCCCACAAGCCCCCCAAGGACAUCAACUUCCUAGACGAGUAGGGAGCCCCCCCCACCCCUGCAGGCCCAAGAAAAGGGGCCUUGCUCCCCUCUCCUUGCCAUCUAGGGGAGGCCCUGCCCACCGAGAGGCCUGCGGCCUGGCAGCAGGGCUAUGCGCCUCUGAAUUUGAUGGCCACGGGACUCAGUGAUGGAUGUGGGGACUCAAUGCUGGGUCUGGCAACGGGGCUCAGCACUGGCUGUGGGUCUCAGUGGAGGAUGUGGGCCUCAGUGCUGGUCACAGGCUUCAGUGCUGAUCAUGGGCUUUAGUACUGGCCACGGACACACGGGAGCAGCAUCCGUGGCACUUCUGGGGGCUGGGGCUGAAGGAGGGGAGGGUGUGGAGGGCAGCUCCUGCUUGAGAGGCUUGCUAUCACCCCAAGAACAGCUCACGUGAGUUAGAAACCGGGAUCAGGGUGUCAGGCGGUAGCGCAGCAGGUUAAACACUCGCGGUGCAAAGCGCAAGAACCGGCAUAAGGAUCCUGGUUCAAGCCCCCGGCUCCCCACCUGCAGGGGAGUCGCUUCACAGGCGGUGAAGCAGGUCUGCAGGUGUCUGUCUUUCUCUCCCCCUCUCUGUCUUCCCCUCCUCUCUCCAUUUCUUUAUGUCCUAUCCAACAACGACAACAACAAUAAUAACAAC